Molecule: messenger RNA, 3528 nt
Organism: Propithecus coquereli (Coquerel's sifaka)
Lineage: Eukaryota; Metazoa; Chordata; Mammalia; Primates; Indriidae
Gene: SEC63
Product: SEC63 homolog (S. cerevisiae)
Exons: 23
Coding region: 294-2582 (762 amino acids)
Biological process (GO): SRP-dependent cotranslational protein targeting to membrane; post-translational protein targeting to endoplasmic reticulum membrane
Cellular component (GO): Sec62/Sec63 complex
Molecular function (GO): RNA binding; transmembrane protein transporter activity
Source: RefSeq, a predicted model, not a curated record
GUUCCUCCGCUGCGCGCGCCACGUCUCCCUUAGCUAGCUUGUGGGGGACAAGAAGGGGGAGGGAAAAAAACCGAGCGGGGCGGGAACUAUUUCCUCUCGCGAUAGCUGGCGACGGCAGCGGCGGCGGUGGCAGUGGUGGCGGCGUGUCCGUGAGAGUAGCGUGGGGGCGGGGAGGAGAGGCGGCGGCGGCAGCGUCUGAGCUACGCCACACAGGGUCUGGGCGUUGAGAGCCGGAGUGCAGAGCGGGGUCGUGGCGGCGGCGGUGAGGAAAGGGAGGAGGAGGAGGGGGUGCCAUGGCCGGGCAGCAGUUCCAGUACGAUGACAGUGGGAACACCUUUUUCUACUUCCUCACCUCCUUCGUGGGGCUCAUCGUGAUCCCGGCCACAUACUACCUCUGGCCCCGAGACCAGAAUGCCGAGCAAAUUCGAUUAAAGAAUAUCAGAAAAGUAUAUGGAAGGUGCAUGUGGUAUCGUUUACGGUUAUUAAAACCCCAGCCAAAUAUUAUUCCUACAGUAAAGAAAAUAGUUCUGCUUGCAGGAUGGGCAUUGUUCUUAUUCCUUGCGUACAAGGUUUCCAAAACAGACCGAGAAUAUCAAGAAUACAAUCCUUAUGAAGUAUUAAAUUUGGAUCCUGUAAAGAGAUUUUCUGAGAUUAAAAAGAAGCUUAGUUUAUUAUCUCUCAAACAAGAACCUGGGAGAGGUGGUAGUCAAUGUGGCUUUCUGAUUUUGCAACUUUGUUAUUUUGAUUCUAGUUUAACUGAUGAAGAGUCUCGGAAAAAUUGGGAAGAAUUCGGAAAUCCAGAUGGGCCUCAAGCCACAAGCUUUGGAAUUGCUCUGCCAGCUUGGAUAGUUGACCAGAAAAACUCAAUUUUGGUUUUACUUGUAUAUGGAUUGGCAUUUAUGGUUAUCCUUCCAGUUGUUGUGGGUUCUUGGUGGUAUCGCUCAAUACGCUAUAGUGGAGACCAGAUUUUAAUACGCACAACACAGAUUUAUACAUACUUUGUUUAUAAAACCCGAAAUAUGGAUAUGAAACGUCUCAUUAUGGUUUUGGCUGGAGCUUCUGAAUUUGAUCCUCAGUAUAAUAAAGAUGCCACAAGCAGACCAACAGAUAAUAUUCUAAUACCACAGCUAAUCAGAGAAAUUGGCAGCAUUAAUUUAAAGAAGAAUGAGCCUCCACUUACCUGCCCAUAUAGCCUGAAGGCCAGAGUUCUUUUACUAUCUCAUCUUGCUAGAAUGAAAAUUCCUGAGACCCUUGAAGAAGAUCAGCAAUUUAUGCUGAAAAAAUGCCCUGCCCUACUUCAAGAAAUGGUUAAUGUAAUCUGCCAACUAAUAAUAAUGGCCCGGAGCCGUGAAGAAAGGGAGUUUCGUGCUCCAACUUUGGCAUCCCUAGAAAACUGCAUGAAGCUUUCCCAGAUGGCUGUUCAAGGACUUCAGCAAUUUAAGUCUCCCCUCCUGCAGCUCCCUCACAUUGAAGAGGACAAUCUUAGAAGGGUUUCUAAUCAUAAAAAGUACAAAAUUAAAACUAUCCAGGAUUUGGUGAGUUUAAAAGAAUCAGAUCGUCACAGUCUGUUGCACUUCCUUGAAGAUGAAAAAUAUGAAGAAGUUAUGGCUGUCCUUGGGAGUUUUCCAUAUGUGACCAUGGACAUAAAAUCACAGGUAUUGGAUGACGAAGAUAGCAACAACAUCACAGUAGGAUCCCUAGUUACAGUGUUGGUUAAGCUGACAAGGCAAACAAUGGCAGAAGUAUUUGAAAAGGAACAGUCCAUUUGUGCUGCAGAGGAACAGCCAGCAGAAGAUGGGCAGGGAGAUACUAACAAGAACAGGGCAAAAGGAGGAUGGCAACAGAAGAGUAAAGGACCCAAGAAAACUGCUAAAUCCAAAAAAAAGAAACCUUUAAAAAAAAAACCUAUACCUGUGCCAUUAUCACAAUCAAAGCAACAAAAACAAAAGCAGGCAAAUGGAGUCGUUGGGAGUGAAGCUGCAAUAAAGGAAGAUGAAGAAGAAGUUUCUGACAAAGGCAGUGACUCUGAGGAAGAAGAAACCAAUAGAGAUUCCCAAAGUGAAAAAGAUGAUGGUAGUGACAGAGAAUCUGAUAGAGAGCAAGAUGAAAAACAAAACAAAGAUGAUGAAGCAGAGUGGCAAGAAUUACAACAAAGUAUACAGAGAAAGGAGAGAGCUCUGUUGGAAACCAAAUCAAAGAUAACACAUCCUGUGUAUAGUCUUUACUUUCCUGAGGAAAAACAAGAAUGGUGGUGGCUUUAUAUUGCAGAUAGGAAGGAGCAGACACUAGUAUCUAUGCCAUAUCAUGUGUGUACACUAAAAGAUACUGAAGAGGUAGAACUGAAGUUUCCUGCACCAGGCAAGCCUGGAAAUUAUCAGUAUACUGUGUUUCUGAGAUCAGACUCCUAUAUGGGUUUGGAUCAGAUUAAACCAUUGAAGUUGGAAGUUCAUGAGGCUAAGCCUGUGCCAGAAAAUCAUCCGCAGUGGGACACAGCAAUAGAGGGGGAUGAAGACCAGGAGGACAGUGAGGGCUUUGAAGAUAGCUUUGAGGAAGAAGAAGAGGAAGAGGAAGAUGAUGACUAAGCAGUACUAUGAACGGACCACAGUGUUUGCACAUCUUUGCAAAAUUUUGCUGUUUUGGAAGUGUAUAAUAAACCAGAAACAGGACACAACUGAUGUUAAGGGAGGUCUCGGUUUCUUUUCUCUAGAAAUGGGUGUGUUAUAUUAACUAGGCAGUGGUGGUGCCUUGGUACAAUCUGAAAAAUGCUUAGGGCUUAUUGAAGCCUUUCAAGUAUGGGAUGGUGCGUUUAUUUCAUCUGCAAAUGAUAAUAAAUCCUUUGUUAUUAUAACUGUUCAGAAGUGUGGGCUGUGUGUUAUCUGAUCAGUGUAUGGUCCCGGUUAAAAGUAAAGGUACAUGAAAAUCUAUAAAUGAGCAACUUUUCUUUGUUCAGCUUUAGUUUCAGUAAACAUUAAUGUAUGAUAAAUACUGCAAAUGUUUUAAGUAACAUCUGCUCAAGUUUAUAAUCUCUUGAUAAGCUCUAUUACUCAUUUAUUGACAUUUUUUAGUGAUAUAAGACUAUUUAUAACAGCUCCAUUCAUAGGUUUAAACAUUUUAUUUUUACCUCUAUCUUGGUCAUUAGUUGGCAUUCUCUCACAUUCCACAUAAUAUAGAGGGCUACAAUUUGAAAUUUUCCUUUUCUUAAUUGUCCAGAGUUAUCAGAUGGAUUAUAAAAACAGUUUUUAAUGGCUUAAAACAUUUUUAAGCCUCUCUCUUAGCAGAUCAAUGCAGGAUCUAAUUCUUUUCAUAAGCUAUUAGGUCUGAAAGUUAUUGUGGGACCAUAUGUUCUCUGAUAUUGGUGGCUUAUAUUAUUAAACCUUUUUUAAAAGGUUCACUCUAAAAGCUGAACUACAUUCUUAGCUUUUAAUCUACCUGACUCUAUCAGAAGCCUUUUAAGGAAAGUAAGUGUAACAUACAAAGAAGGCUUUUUUUGUAUUCAUUUUGGACUCCUGUCAAUAAAAUAGAAGUUUG